AAAGAAGAAGCACACCCGAAAUCUGGCCACACAGAAGCGAAGGCAUUUAUUUCGCACGCAAAAUAAAAAUAUAAUGCAAAGAAAUUGACUGAAAUUCCGGCCGUAAAAUGCGAUCUGGACCAAUAGUCUAGUUUUUUGUUGUUGUUGGAUUCCUGAGGAAGUGAGUGAGCCUUCGCGUGAGACAGAGCGAGAGAGAGAGCGCGAGGGAGAGAGAGUGGAGCACGGAUCACGGAUCACUUGAAGUGGAUUUCUGGUCCUGUUUAUCCAAUCGCAAUGAUGCCCUACAAUGUACGGAAUGCCGGUGGCGGUAGCGUUGGCGGAAUACUCCGGCGCACGGGCCAAGUGUCCGGGUCCGGGUCCGUUUCCGGUUCCAGUUCCGGAUCCACAAUCCUGAGCAACGGAAGCGGCAGUGCGGGAGGAGCACCCGGAAUCGGAGGAUCCUCCUCCUCCAAUCUUGACCUGAACCACCGACAAACGCCGCUGGAACUGCUCGUUUUUGGUUACGCCUGCAAGAUUUUCCGCGACGACGAGAAGGCCAGGGAAAUGGACCACGGCAAGCAGCUAAUUCCCUGGAUGGGCGAUGUAAAUCUCAAGAUAGACAGAUACGAUGUGCGAGGCGCCCUCUGCGAACUGGGGCCCCACGAAGCGCCGCCAGGUGGAUAUGGCAACCGAUUGGAGUACCUGAGCGCCGAAGAACAGCGCGCCGAGCAACUUUGCGAGGAGGAGCGCUACCUGUUCCUUUACAACAACGAGGAGGAGCUGCGUCAAGAGGAGGACCUCAAGCGGCUGCAGCAGGAGACCUCCGGCGGCAACUACAGCCAGGUGGGCUUCCAGUACGAUGGCCAGUCAGCGGCUGCCCUCAGCGGCUCCUCCACAGCGCCCUCCCAACUCUCGCCGACCUCCGAGGAUAGCGAGCUGCCCUUCGUCCUGCCCUACACCUUGAUGAUGGCUCCUCCUCUGGGCAUGCAGCUGCCGGAUACUAUGAAGCAGCACGCUAUCAUUGAGAAGACGGCUCGCUUUAUCGCCACCCAGGGCGCUCAGAUGGAGAUCCUGAUCAAGGCCAAGCAGGCAAACAACAACCAGUUCGACUUUCUCACCCAGGGCGGCCAUUUACAGCCAUACUAUCGUCACCUUUUGGCCGCAAUCAAGGCGGCAAAGUUCCCACCCGCUCCGGAAACUCCGCUGGAUCAGCAGAAUCCCGACCAGGAAUCACAAUCAACCGACAACUUACACAGCGAGGAUGGCGGCGCGGAUGGAAGGCGGAACGCCAACCAAGUAGUCAUCACGGUGCCAACUAUCAAGUACAAACCCUCCGCUAACUGCGCCUACACCCAGCUGAUCAGCAAGAUCAAGGGCGUACCCCUGCAAGCAGUCCUCCUGGAAGAUGAGUCCAGUAAUCCUGAGGGAAAUUCACAACACUCGGGCGACACGGCCUCGCCCACGCCCAGCUGCCGAUCCGAAGGUCAUAACAGCCAGGGUGGCGGCGAAUUUACGCCCGUGCUGCUCCAGUACAACGGUAGUACGUUCACCCACGAAGAGGAGGCAACGGAACAGACUAGGGAGCAGCAACAGCCGGAUGCGAACGGGGGCAAGCCGCCGCAGGUGGAGCUGCUUAAGAACACGAGUGCUCUGGCCUUGGCCCAGAACUACAGCUCCGAGAGUGAGGAGGAGGAGGAGGAGGAAGAGCAGCCAGUGCAGCCGGAGAAGGAGCUUAAACCAGAGCCAGUGCUGACAUUUCCCGUUCCGGCGGAGAGUCUGCGGCACAUAAUCGACAAGACGGCCACGUACGUGAUCAAGAAUGGACGCCAGUUCGAGGAGACUCUUCGCACGAAGAGCGUGGAGCGCUUUAGUUUCCUGCUGCCGGCCAACGAGUUUUAUGCCUACUACCUGUACAAGGUGACGGGCGAUGUGGAUGCGGCCUCCAAGGAGGAGAAGACCCGCAAAGCGGCCGCCGUGGCUGCCGCCUUGAUGUCCAAGAAGGGUCUUAGUUUUGGCGGAGCGGCAGCCGCUGCGGCUGGCCACAAUCUGGAUAAGGCUCCUGUAAGUUUCUCCAUUCGCGCUCGGGAUGAGCAUGGUCCAUUGCAUCCCACUCUUCCGCAGGAGGCCAGCGACGAGGAAGCCAGUUCGAUUGCCGGACAGCUCGGGGCGGAGCAGGUGCGUCCGGGCAUGCCGGAUAGUGUGCAGCGGGCCAUCAAGCAGGUGGAGACGCAGCUGUUGGCCAGGACUGCCGGCCAGAAGGCAGGCGGCAGCUCCAUCUCCUCCUCUUCCUCGCCGCAGAAGGAGCAGCGCCAAGCUGAGGAGCGCGUGAAGGACAAGCUGGCGCAGAUUGCACGCGAGAAGCUGAACGGGAUGAUUUCACGGGAAAAACAAUUGCAGCUGGAGCGAAAGCGGAAGGCCAUGGCCUUUCUGAAUCAGAUAAAAGGUGAGUGUGCCACCGUGGGCUCAGCGGUACCGGGCGCUGCUCCAAAUCCUCCGGAGCCAGCGGCAGGAGCUUCCCAGUCGACGGCCGGCGAUAGUGACAACGAGUCCAACGAAUCUGUGCGCUCCAUACCCAUUACCUACUUUGGACCCGAAGACGACGAUGACGAGCAGCAUCAGAAGCCAGAGGUGAGACUCGAUGGGGAAAAGCAGGAGGUCGAAGAGGAGGAGGAGGACGACGAUGAUGAGGAUGGCGAUGGCGAUCUGGAGAAGUACAAUCUCUUGAAUGAUGACAGCACGAACACUUUUACCAGCAAGCCCGUGCUGCCUCCAGCGGCUCCUCCUCCUCCUGCUCCUACUCCUGCUGCCGUUCUGCUCUCCGACGACGACGACGUCCAGCUGGUGGCCACAAUCUCCUCCUCGCGAACAUCCAGCUCGCGCCACCGCAAAACUCAACGCCGAAGCAGGAGUCGCAGCCGGAAUGAGAGGAGUAGUGCCAGCAGCGCUUCCAGCCGAGAAUCCUCCCACCGCAGACGGCAAAAAAGCAGCACCACCAAACCAUCAUCAUCGUUAUCGAUCCUGGCUAGGAAAUCGCAGCAGCACCAUCAGCAGUUGCAGCCAAUGCAGCGCAGGAAGAGCCCCAAAAAGCGCAGGCGGAGCAUGAGUAGAAGCCGCUCGAGGAGCAUGCGGCGCAGCAGGAGCAGAAGCAUAUCGCGGACAAGCCGCCGGAGCAGAUCGCAUAGCAGAGAUCGUCAGCAGCAGAGGCGUCACACACCACCCACCAAGAAGAGCCACAAGCGGCACAAGCGACGCCGGCGCAGCAGCUCCCCCCGAUGAUGCCCCUGGACGUCCCUUCUGGCAACCUUUACAUUUCAAAGUUUUUCGUAGUAGUUCUCCACAAGUUGUAUCAAAUAAAGCACAAGCAUAUUUUCGUAAACAA
Molecule: messenger RNA, 3358 nt
Organism: Drosophila gunungcola (fruit fly)
Lineage: Eukaryota; Metazoa; Arthropoda; Insecta; Diptera; Drosophilidae
Gene: su(w[a])
Product: protein suppressor of white apricot
Exons: 8
Coding region: 274-3255 (993 amino acids)
Biological process (GO): RNA processing; mRNA 5'-splice site recognition
Molecular function (GO): RNA binding
Source: RefSeq, a predicted model, not a curated record